Molecule: messenger RNA, 2694 nt
Organism: Danio aesculapii
Lineage: Eukaryota; Metazoa; Chordata; Actinopteri; Cypriniformes; Danionidae
Gene: minar1
Product: membrane integral NOTCH2 associated receptor 1
Exons: 3
Coding region: 1-2694 (897 amino acids)
Biological process (GO): negative regulation of TOR signaling; negative regulation of cell population proliferation
Cellular component (GO): plasma membrane
Source: RefSeq, a predicted model, not a curated record
AUGGAUGCCAUGCCAGAGUAUUCCCUCUUCCUUGUGAGGAUUUUGGAGGAAUUGGAUACCAAGUACAGUACUGUUUCCUACCAGGACCUUUGUAAGUCCCUUUGUGCCAGGUUUGACUUGGUCCAUUUGGCUAAGCUGAGGAGUCUGCUAUUCUACACAGCAUGUUUGGAUCCGGCUUUCCCAGCAACCUUAUUCAAGGACAAGAUGAGGUGCUCGGUGGAGGAUCAACAAUCCAAGAAGCUCAUGGUGGCGGCUGAUAUCGUUACCAUGUUUAAUCUCAUCCAGAUGAAUGGAGGUAUGGCCAAAGACAAGCUGCCAAUGGGUCCAAGACCCAAGUUUCACAAGAACCAGUCAUUUGAGUCCUGUCGAUCUGACACGGAUGUGUAUAAAUACAAUGACAAUGACAGGGCGUACAAACUUUUGGACACCAGGGGUCAUCACGUAUCUCGAAAUUCACCCAAAUCUGACUGCAACAGCUGCCAGCAGUUUAUACCAACCUCAGACCCCAACUUCCUCCUGGGAGUCACCAAGGAUCUGAAAUGUAGGGCAGCCUCUCUAGAUAAACUACAGCAUCUGCCACAGUAUGCCAGCGUCAGUCCUCCUCCGUGCGAGAUGCAGAGCACUUACUUCCCCAUGGACAUCGACAGCGAGUCUACCACAGACCAGGAAUCUCUCCACACCAACCCAGGGAUCAAGGAUGUUUACGUGUCCAGCGGAGAGCCUUUCACCGUGCACUCCUGUGUGCAAAAGCGGAAUAUCUUCAAAGAGGAUUUCCACAACCUUGUUGCCUUUUCGCCCCAUGUGAUUACCACAGAGUGCAGAGCGAAUCCCAAAUCUGGUGGCAAUUACCACCACAGGAGGGAGCUGAGCAAGCCUCCCACGUUCUUCAAUCAUAGUUUUGAGCUGCCGUACAGCAACCCUUACUUUGAACCCGUCAACUCACCCAUCCAGAACAAAGGGCGGGUCAAGCACGAGAGCCUGGAUGACUUGCAAGCGUCCACUUACUUUGGACCCACAACAGUUUCUGAGUGUGUGAGCAACAGGAGAACUUCUAGCAAGCAUGGCAGACAGCCAGCCUGGCCUGUCAAGAGCUUGAGUUUGAAUACAGAAGAAGGUCCUGAUUUUGAGAGGUCCUUCUUGAACGGCAAAGUGCCAAAGGACAAUCACCGUCAUCACAUUGGCACCAUGGAGAAUGACCAACACUUUCAGUGUGCAAAGGACAAGCCCACUGCCUCUCCCUCAGGUUUCUCCAAGAAGUCCAAUGGAAGCAAAACUAAAGACAUGUCUUCUGUUGCUUGUGGACCUGGUAUUGAGAAAAGAGAGGUUGGUAGAAGGUACAAGGACAAGAGUAUGAAUUGUCCAUCAUUUCAGUCAAGUAAUGUGGACAAUGGCAUGAGUGUUGGGACUCAGACGGAACAACAUGAGUCCAGGAAGGUGAAAGAUUAUCCCAGUCAAAACAAAUUUAAAGAGAGGCCACCCUUUAAACACUCAGAGGAAGACUCUGAGAUCGUCAGCGACAAUAUUAGUGACAUCUUUCGCUUUCUGGAUGAUAUGAGUGUGUGUGAAUCUCUUGGAGUUGUGCAGCCAUCGUGCUAUAACAGCAACGGCUCACUGUCUCAGGUGACUAAAUCAGAUGGGGACAGCUCACCUGAACGAAACACUAUUAAGAUCGGCAAAACUGGGAUCAAGCUCGACCGACUGUUCCAGUCACUGGAGAACUCUGAUGAUGAGCUCAAAGAGAGUGUUUGCAAACUGGUACUCAGGAUUGGUGAGAUUGAGAAGAAGCUUGAGUCCCUUUCAGGGGUGCGAGGGGAGAUCUCUCAGGUGCUCUCUAAGCUUACUAGGCUGGAUGAAAAGAUUCAAGAGCCGGAGGUGAAUGGGAAAUCGAGUGAUGGUGGUCUGGUGGAACAGAUAAAGACUGACGCCAACCUCUCGCCACAUGUUUUUCAAUGUCACACCACUGGGCACAACAUGAAGGUGGAAAAAAGCCCAGAGUGGUGUUGCUCGGAAGCUGAUGGGAGUGAAAGCCUGAGGGUAAAAGCUUUAAAGAAAAGUGUUUUCACACGCAGGUCGUCCAGGUCACUCAAUGAGGAAAACAGCGCCACUGAGUCCAAAGUGACUAGCAUCACCAAUUCACCUCGAGACUGGAGAACAGUUUCUUAUUCCAGUCACACGGGGGAGGAAGGCAAAGAAAGAGAUCGGCAUAGUGAAAGCAAAGAACGGCAUAGGAAAUCCCGAGAGGCGGAGCGUCAGUAUGAAGCUCAUCAGGGCCACCGCUCCUCAAAGCCGCCCAAGGACUCCUACCUGGUGGAGCAGGUGUUCAGUCCACACCACUUCCCUCCCACUGUCAAGACUCACGUGAAGGGCAGUCCUCUUUACACGGACCUGCGUCUGACGGGCCACGCGGACGCCAAACGCUCACAGCCCUCCUGGACCAUUGAAGAGUACAAACGCAACUCAGGAGACAAGAACAAGCUCAGCGCAUUGGACCUGCAGGUCCAGGAAUCACUCAACCCCAACAAUCUGGAGUAUUGGAUGGAGGACAUCUACACGCCAGGCUAUGAUUCGCUGCUCAAACGCAAGGAGGCGGAGUUUCGCAGAGCUAAGGCGUGUAAAAUUGGCGUGCUGAUUUUCGCGGCCGCCUGCACUGUGAUACUGGUCAUCGUAGUGCCCAUUUGCACCAUGAAGUCUUGA